This is a messenger RNA of Magallana angulata, 771 nucleotides long. Its product is annotated as carboxypeptidase inhibitor SmCI-like. The coding region runs from base 73 to 618 and encodes 181 amino acids. The record is from RefSeq and is a predicted model, not a curated record. Gene Ontology annotation, cellular component: extracellular region. Gene Ontology annotation, molecular function: serine-type endopeptidase inhibitor activity. The transcript has 6 exons. Gene Ontology annotation, biological process: negative regulation of peptidase activity. Lineage: Eukaryota; Metazoa; Mollusca; Bivalvia; Ostreida; Ostreidae.
CGUAUUAAAUUACCUUAUAUAAUCAAUUGUAAAAUUUUAAACUCUGCAUUAACAAUAAGAACAGCAUUCAUUAUGAUUGGGCUACUUUUGUUUCUGACUGUUUUGGCGACAGCUCUGGCGGGAAAGUACCACACAGGAAUUCCAGGGGAGAAGCCCGGCAGGUGCUCUAGGUCUGACGUCAUCACGGAUUGUCUCUGUCCUCCCGGUCCUCCUGGGUGCACUAGUGACUUCGACUGUCCAUAUAAUCUUAAAUGCUGUUCCUACGGAUGUGGAUGUCGUCGUGAGUGCCGGGCACCAGAUUUUUCAACCGGUCCCCAGAGAGGUUGUUUUUACAAUGGUCGUUACUACUCCGAAGGACAGAGUUUUCCUGCCAUAGACGGAUGUAAUACUUGUUUCUGCUCAGGAAAUGGCAACAUCGGUUGUACAUUGAUAGGAUGCUUGGACGUCUGUAGUCAACCACUUAAGCCUGGUAAUUGCUACGGUUACUUUCAAAGAUGGUGGUAUAACAGAGCUACAAAUGAAUGCAUCCCUUUCAUCUACGGCGGCUGUGAUGGAAAUGAGAAUAACUUCGUAACAAGGCAAUCCUGCCUUCAGCGAUGCAGCAGAAAGAAAUAUUAAGCACAUAUGAUGCUGACCUGAAAAUACAUCUAUACAAAAUGUUUUCAACACAAACAGAUUUGUUGCUUAUCUGUUACUGCUGUUUAUUACAUUUGGAAAAUGUAAUAAAAUUGUUCUCUGAAUGUCAUGUUUCAUAUUUUACACACAGUAGAG